Messenger RNA from Sesamum indicum (sesame), 4698 nucleotides. RefSeq names its product Tetratricopeptide repeat (TPR)-like superfamily protein. NCBI's taxonomy places the organism in Eukaryota, Viridiplantae, Streptophyta, Magnoliopsida, Lamiales, Pedaliaceae. The record is from RefSeq and is a predicted model, not a curated record. Gene Ontology annotation, molecular function: protein binding; mRNA binding.
CGUCCGAAGGGUUUAAGCAGGACCCCUGGAGAAUUCCUCUGUCUCCUUUUUCUCUUCCAAAAACCACGAAAAUUUCAAUCUUUUUCACAUGGGCUUCCCCAAGAACCAUAAUUUUCCCUUCUGAAGCCUCCUCCUCUUGACCAAUUAUGAUCAAGCACAGAGCUUUUCUGUGCAAAUUUGUUAGAAGACGAUCCUUCAGCAGUUGCCCUUUGCCAUUAGAGCCCCAAACACCAUCAUUCUCCUCUCCAGCAUCCCAAAUUACCCAAAAAGAGUUGUGCUUUUCGUUAGCGGACCAGCUCAUUAGCCGGGGUUUAUUUUCAUCAGCGCAGAAAGUGAUUCAGAGACUCAUCUCUCAAUGUUCUUCUGUUUCAGAAGCAACUUCAGCCGCUGAUUUCGCUGUUUCAAGAGGUAUGGAACUUGAUUUGAUUAGUUAUGGUUGUCUUAUCCGGAAACUCGUGAUUUCUGGUGAAGUCCGGAUGGCCGAGGCAUUGUACAUGCACUGCAUAGUUGGCAAAGGGCUCGAGCCGGACCGUAAUUUGUUGAAUUCUAUGAUUAUUUGUUACUGUAAGCUCGGAAAAUUAGAGGAAGCAAAAUCUUGUUUUGAUGGGAUUAUCAAGUUGAAAUUUAUACCUUGGGUUGGUUCUUGCAAUGCAAUAAUUAAAGGUUUUUGUGUGCAAGACAGAAUCUUGGAGGCUUAUGGUUGUUUUUGUGAAAUUAGUGAGGCUUCUCAUAUUGUGCAGGAUUUUGCAUGUUAUAAUAGGCUGGUUGAUGGAUUGUGCCAAAGAGGGUUCUUAGAUGAGGGGCUUCAUGUUUUUGAUGUGAUGAUAGAACGGGGGGUGCCGCCCACAGUUCAUGUGUGCAAAUCCUUGAUUACUAGCUUCUGUAAAUGGGGGCGUGUUGAGGAGGCUGAGAUUUUGAGUACAGAAAUUGAGUCUUAUGGUUUUGUAGUCGAUAAAUUUAUGUACACUUAUCUAAUUAAUUCGUAUUGCAAAGCAAGGAAAAUGAAGAUGGCAAUGAGGUUGUUUAUGAGGAUGCUAAAGAUGGGCUAUGAGCCCGAUAAUUAUACUUAUAAUACAUUGAUUCAUGGUUUCGCCAACUUGGGUAUGUUUUCCAAAGGGUGGGUGUUGCAUGAUAAGAUGGUGAAUUCUGGGUUGAGGCCUGACAUAGUAACUUAUCAAAUCAUGCUUAACAACUACUGCAGAGACCAGAAAGUUGAUUGCGCAUUGAUGCUUUUGGAUGACAUGCUCCAGCACAAUAUUGCUCCAAAUGUGCAUUGCUACACAGUCUUGCUUUCUGCACUCUGUAAGCAACAAAGGUUGGAGGAGGUAUACAGCUUAUAUCACAAGAUGCUUGACAGUGGGGUUGUUCCCGACCAUGUCCUUUUCUUCACCCUUGUAAAGAACCAUGCAGAAGGGGAUGAGUUGUAUUUUGCUCUCACAGUUUUGCAAGCUAUUGCCCAGAAAUCUUGCAAUAAUGACACUUCCACUGUCUCUUGCUCUGUUAACCCUAAAUCCACUGGGGAUGCAAUGGCUGAAAUUGAGUAUCUUUUGGAGGAGAUAGCAAGAAGCAAAUCCGUUUUAGCAGAUACGGGUUAUAGUAUUUACAUGAUAGCCUUGUGCAUGGGACGAAAACUUGAUGCUGCUCUGCGUUGCAUGGAAAAGAUGGCUAAUCUUGGUCUCCUACCUAUGCCCACUGCUCUUAAUUCCUUGAUUAAGUUGCUAACCCAGGAAGGUCUAGUUGAGGGUGCGGAGUCACUACUUGAAGUUAUGCAGGAUCAGGGACUAGUCCCAAACCAGUCAACUUUCGCGAUAAUAGUAAAUGAACUAUGCAAACAGGGUGACUUCCACUCAGCGAUUGAUGUUCUAGAUCAAAUUGAAGAAAGGGGUAUCAAGCCAAAUGUUGCUAUAUAUAACUCAAUAAUUAGUUGUUUAGCCAGACAGAGGAUGAUUCAUGAGGCUGAAAGUUUUUUCUACAGAAUGCUGGAGUUUGGUAUAGAUCCUGAUGAAACCAUCUUUGUCACAAUGAUUAAUGCAUACUCAAAGAAUGGAUGGGCAAAUGAAGCCCACAAGCUGUUUGAUAAAAUGAUGGAACAUGAUCUUAAACCUAGUUCCCAUGCUUAUACUGCACUUAUACCUGGACUAGUUAAGAAAAAUAUGACCGAGAAAGGUUGUCUAUACCUUGACAAGAUGCUGAAAGAUGGUUUCAUGCCAAAUGCUGUUCUAUACACCUCCCUUAUUAAGCAGUUCCUAAGGAAGAGAGAGUUUGAAUUUGCUUUUAGGUUGGUUGAUUUGAUGGAGAAAAGUGAGGUUGAGCAAGACCUGGUCACCUAUAUCACAUUGGUCAGUGGUGUUUGUAGGAAUAUGCGUCUCUUUGAUGGAAAAUGGUAUCUAUCAAAUGAAAAAUCGGAUAAGGGUAAGGAAAUGUUGUUUCAGUUACUAUAUCAGCAAGCUAUUUUGUCAAAGGAAAAGAGUUUGAAACUUUUGAUUAGUUCUCAAGAAGAGAUGAAAUUCUUCGCCCUAAAACUGAUCCAGAAGAUUAAAACGGUUUGGCUCAUGCCAGACUUGUACCUGUAUAAUGGUAUAAUAUCUGGGUUUUGCUGGGCACAGAGCAUGGAAGAGGCUUACGAGCAUCUUAAUCUGAUGCAAAGUGAAGGAGUGCAGCCUAAUCUGGUCACUUUCACUAUCCUCAUUGAUGGGCAUAUUCAAUUUGGGGAACUUGAUCUUGCUGUCGCAUUGUUUAACAAAAUAAAUGGAAACGGUCUUGUUCCAGAUAGAAUGCUCUUCAACACUUUAAUUAGAGGCUUCUGUAAGGUUGGGAGGGUCCUUGAUGCAUUAUCUCUCUCACAUGUGAUGCAGAAAAGAGGUCUUUUGCCCUCAAAAUCUUCUUACGAGAAACUCCUGAGUUCUCUUUGUGCUAGCCGUUCAAGUGUUCACGCAUUGAGGAUAUGUGAAGAUAUGCUUUCGCACAAUUAUUUUCCUUGCCGCUAUAACCUUCACUGGCUUAUUUCUAUCUUGGCCAAAGAUAACAAAUUGGAUGAGGCUUGUGCCAUCCAUGAUCUGAUGCUUAAUAGAAGAACUUUUCGUAGGAAUGUGGAGUCAUAUACAUAGCAUAUGAGGGAUGCAUAUUAUCUGAAGUGUAAAAGUGCUGCGGCCUGGAAUUAGCCUCGUGCUUGUUGACUUUCUGAAGUCAUUAACAAGUUUCUGUUUGUUUCUCUGCUAAUUUCCUUGGCAUGAUGAUUCCAACCCUGGAUAUUACAUCUGAAGGAGGUUAAAAGAUAACGCUGGGUAAAUGUAAGGACCGUACCAAUAACGGAAGUCCCGUUAGGGGACUGGAGCAAGCUACCAUGAGAGGAAAGAUCUUUAUUUGGACUGGAGCAGGACCGUCUUAACUGUUUUUCUUCCUACAUUGUACACUGUCCUAUUGGCUGCUUUUCAUGAACUUGGGGGAUACUUCAUGCAGCAUCUGUUACUCAAUUCUGAAACUAUAUCUGGAUUCUGAGAACAAAACCGCUUGCUUGUGAUCGAUCAAGUUUGCCAAAAUAUCCUCCAAGCAAAGAGAUAGAUGCAAAAUUGCGAGAAGAGGAAGCAAGAAGAGGCAGCAUGGCUAUGCUGAUCCAAAGAGCCGAAGUGAAGUGUUCAACCCUCACAAGGAGGAAGCUGCUUCUUGGUUUUGGAUUUAUCCAGCAAGACCUGCACAAAGUUUGGAAGAAAUCAGCAAAGUUCAUCACCAAAAUCCUCCGGAGCGAGUUUUUCAUUCAGGGACUCUUGCUCCAGGAGUGGGUGCGCUUGGGACGAUAUCUGUGAAGAAGAAUAAUGAUUCUUCUAUUCUUGCCACCGGAAACGAUUUAUCCACACGAUCUGGUUUGGUGGCAUCUAGAGAGAGAGAGAGGCAGACCAAGGAGGGGGCUCAGGCCCAGCCAGGAGGUUGGUUAGGGAAUACAAGGCGACAGAGGAGAGUCUGGAAAAGGCAAAGCCGGAGCAAGAGCAGCGGCUGGAGGAGGCCGUUGUGAGGUGAUCUGGAAUUAUUCUCAUACAACAGGAGUGGAGACCCUGUGGAUGAGUCGCCAAGAGGAGUUCUUCAAGUCCUCCAAAUUUCAAGCUAUGCUUGUUGCUUGAGCUUUGAAGCAUUACUACCAUGGCUUCUAGACUUGUGUGCGACAGCUUGCUUCGCUCCAGGAGGUACAAACCUCUCAUUUCUGAAUGAAGAGACAGGGCUAGAAGAAGCUCCCAAGUUGGAGGAAGGGACCACCCUAGCGGAGCAGGCACCAUCCUUUGCUGAGGAGCAAGAUCAUAUGCAAGUAGACGCAGUAUGGGUGCCUGAGGCUCUUGAUGUGCUUCCCUCUGAAGACCAGCCACCAGCAACAGCAUGGGAAGAGGACCUCCCUCUUCCAGAGGAGGACAUGCCCUUGCGAGUAAAUCAUUUCUCUUACGACCUUUGUGAUUAUUUCUUACAACCUAUUGACGUAAGCAUUGGAGGGCUACACCGACCCCACCUGGUGUAGUUCUAAUGAUGGUCUGUUUUUUAGGCUCACAGCUGAGAAAUUCAAGGCAUAUGUCAUCUAUUGAGGAUAGCAAUCACCCAAAUUCACCUUUAAGGCCUCAUUUAUUUUGUGAUGGUAUUUUGCACAAAUUCAAAACAUAUAUUUAUGUUUGUACUAUCGAAAUUUUUAUUGUAUAUAUGUAUUUUCUUAGUAUUGAA